AUGGCCUGUGAUUGCAAGUGUGGGCAGGUGCUGCAGGCUGAGCUUGCCGAGCUCAAGCAGCGACGACAAGAGCUGCGCGAGGCCUUCAAAGCUAACAAAGCACACAUGAAGGCCGCGCAGAAGCGAAAGGCCAAGUUGGUCAAGGCAGCUCGUCAACUUUCGGUGUCGGACUUGCAGAACUUGCUCGGAUCGAUGACGGCCGAGCGCACUGAGCGAGUGAAAACAACAAAAGCUGUCCAGGUGCCUGCAGUUGGCACAUCUCAAGUGGCGACCUUUUACGGGUAUUAUGUACAAACAAAUGACAUAUGCCAUAGAAAAUUGUAG
Cladocopium goreaui is the source of this 324-nucleotide messenger RNA. The record is from the annotation of a GenBank genome assembly. Lineage: Eukaryota; Dinophyceae; Suessiales; Symbiodiniaceae.